AGUUUGAUGUUUUAUUUUUUAUUUUUUAAGCUGAACACAACCCUUCAUUUGUAACAACAACUCAAUGAACCUAUCGUACACCGACAGUGCUUCUAGGACCAGUGAGUUUUCCCCUCCUGAGAUGUCAGCUGACUCCAUGGAGAUUGAUGACUCCCUGUACAGUCGUCAGAGGUAUGUCCUGGGGGACAGUGCUAUGCAGCAGAUGGCUCAGUCUUCUGUCUUCCUCAGUGGAAUGGGAGGACUGGGAGUGGAGAUCGCAAAGAACAUCGUGUUGGCAGGUGUGAAGGUGUUGACGCUGCAUGACACUAGGCAGUGUGAGACGUGGGACUUGGGCUCCAACUUCUUCCUCAGACAGGACGAUGUGCUGACUCAGAGGAACAGGGCUGUGGCGGUCCAUCCCCGGGUAGCGGAGUUGAACCCUUACGUCCACGUGGACACGUCCUCCUCCUCUCUCGACCUCUCCACUGACCUCUGCUUCCUCAAGAGGUACCAGUGUGUGAUCCUGACUGAGGCCAGGCUGAGUCUCCAGAAGAAAAUCAAUGACUUCUGUCACUUCCAUCAGCCUCCAAUCAGGUUCAUUGGAUGUGACGCGUAUGGGAUCUGUGUGAGAGUGUUCUGUGACUUCGGGGACCAGUUUGAGGUGUCGGACCCCACUGGAGAGGAAGCCAAGGAGAUGUUUAUCCAGAACAUCACACAGGGUAACCCAGGGGUGGUAACCUGUAUGGACAGCAGGACCCACGGCCUCCAGACUGGACAGAGUGUUCUCUUCAGAGAGGUCAACGGCAUGGACACACUCAACGGCACCGCGCGACAGGUCACAGUCCUCUCUCCCUACAGUUUCAGCGUAGGGGACACGUCCUGUCUGCAGCCCUAUGCACACGGAGGCUUCUUCCUGCUGGUCAAAACCCCCAGAACGUACAGCUUCGAGACGAUGGAGCAGCAGCUGUCUGAGCCUCAGGUCCUGACUCCUGACUUCAGCAAACCAGAGGCCCCGCUGCAGAUCCACGCCGCCAUGCUGGCUCUUGAUGCCUUCCAGGAGCAACACAACAGACUGCCCAAUAUUGGGUGCUGUCAGGAUGCGGAGGUUCUGGUCAAACUAACAGAGGAAGUCAACCACACCUUGACAAACGCAGCUCCAGUGAAUAGUGAGUUGGUGCGUUGUCUCUCCAGAACGGCGCAGGGUUCUCUCCCUCCAUUGGCUGCGGCGGUGGGGGGCAUUGCCAGUCAGGAGGUCCUCAAGGCCCUCACGGGGAAGUUUGCCCCACUACAGCAAUGGUUCUAUCUAGAUGCCAUAGAGGUAGUGAAACCACUACUGUCUCUAUCAGCAGAGGAGUUUAGCCCCAGGGGUGAUCGGUACGACGGGCUGAGGGCCUGCAUCGGGGAGACCAUGUGUCUGGAACUCCACAAGCUGAGAGUCUUUAUGGUGGGCUGUGGAGCCAUUGGCUGUGAGAUGCUCAAGAACUUUGCCCUGCUGGGAGUGGGAUUGGCCAAGAGCUCAGGAGAGGUGUGUGUGACGGACCCAGACCUGAUAGAGAAGUCCAACCUCAACAGACAGUUCCUCUUCAGAUCUCAGCACAUACAGAAACCCAAGAGCACCACAGCAGCCGUGACCUUGGAGAUCAACCCAGAGAUGCAGGUAGACGCUCACCUCAACAAGGUGUGUCCUGCCACCGAGGGGUCUACAACGACCUGUUCUACUCCCUCCCCUCACCUGGUUGUCACGCCGCUGGACAAUGUAGAGGCUCGCAGAUACGUCGACAGCCGCAGUGUAUCCAAUCAGAAGGCUCUUCUGGAUUCCGGUACCAUGGGAACCAAAGGACACACGGAGAUCAUCGUGCCCAACCUGACCGAGUCGUACAACAGCCAUAGGGACCCACCAGAAGAGGAGAUUCCAUUCUGCACCCUGAAGUCUUUCCCUGCUGUCAUAGAACACACCAUCCAAUGGGCAAGGGACAAGGUGAUAGGACUAAUCUAACUGGUUGUCAUAGAACACACCAUCCAAUGGGCAAGGGACAAGGUGAUAGGACUAAUCUAACUGGUUGUCAUAGAACACACCAUCCAAUGGGCAAGGGACAAGGUGAUAGGACUAAUCUAAUUGGUUGUCAUAGAACACACCAUCCAAUGGGCAAGGGACAAGGUGAUAGGACUAAUCUAAUUGGUUGUCAUAGAACACACCAUCCAAUGGGCAAGGGACAAGGUGAUAGGACUAAUCUAAUUGGUUGUUAUAGAACACACCCAUCCAAUGGGCAAGGUGAUAGGACUAAUCUAACUGGUUAUUAUAGAACACACCAUCCAAUGGGCAAGGGACAAGGUGAUAGGACUAAUCUAAUUGGUUGUUAUAGAACACACCAUCCAAUGGGCAAGGGACAAGGUGAUAGGACUAAUCUAAUUGGUUGUCAUAGAACACACCAUCCAAUGGGCAAGGGACAAGGUGAUAGGACUAAUCUAAUUGGUUGUUAUAGAACACACCAUCCAAUGGGCAAGGGACAAGGUGAUAGGACUAAUCUAAUUGGUUGUUAUAGAACACACCAUCCAAUGGGCAAGGGACAAGGUGAUAGGACUAAUCUAAUUGGUUGUUAUAGAACACACCCAUCCAAUGGGCAAGGUGAUAGGACUAAUCUAACUGGUUAUUAUAGAACACACCAUCCAAUGGGCAAGGGACAAGGUGAUAGGACUAAUCUAAUUGGUUGUUAUAGAACACACCAUCCAAUGGGCAAGGGACAAGGUGAUAGGACU
Oncorhynchus nerka (sockeye salmon) is the source of this 2736-nucleotide messenger RNA. RefSeq names its product ubiquitin-like modifier-activating enzyme 6. NCBI's taxonomy places the organism in Eukaryota, Metazoa, Chordata, Actinopteri, Salmoniformes, Salmonidae. The record is from RefSeq and is a predicted model, not a curated record. Gene Ontology annotation, cellular component: cytoplasm; nucleus. Gene Ontology annotation, molecular function: FAT10 activating enzyme activity; ubiquitin activating enzyme activity. Gene Ontology annotation, biological process: protein ubiquitination; ubiquitin-dependent protein catabolic process; DNA damage response.